AACCCUGAGCCGGCUCCCGCCCUGCGGCGAACCCUAUUCCAGGGUCUCUCGUCGGAGGGCUCUGAGACUGGUCGUCUGCUUGGUGCUGCCGCUUCCCAGGGUGGCAGAACUGGGACUUCGCUGCGCUUCAACCCAUAAGACGGGGUAGGAUCCUGGAACACCAGAGCAGAUGCUUCUGAUGGCAGUUGAUCAGACUCUGCAUUGGGGAGAAGUCCAGGGAUGAUAUAUUUUUGGCCCGUAUUUCUCUACCCUGGAAGUCACUCAGUUUGUCCCAGAAAUAUUGAUCUUCUGCUUACUAUGACACACCCUCAGUGAAGGUCUGAUGGACAGACCCAUUCUGUUGACCCUGUGGCUUUUUUCUUCAAUGUGGAAGUUGGAAGACAAGGUGAAAGGGACCAAAAGUUAUCUGCUUUGGUGAAUAGGAAUGCUCCAUUCAGUUCUCAGAACAUGGGCCCUCGUUUAAAGCUGCAGCUGUGAUCCUCGGCUACCUGUUGGCAUUGAAGGGACCUAAUGUUUUACGUUAUUGGUGGAAUCACAGUGUCUGUGGUUGCAUUCUUCUUCACAAUUAAGUUCCUCUUUGAGCUUGCCGCACGUGUAGUCAGCUUCCUCCAGAAUGAGGACCGUGAGCGCCGAGGGGACCGGACUAUUUAUGACUACGUGCGGGGAAAUUAUCUGGAUCCCCGGUCUUGCAAAGUUUCCUGGGAUUGGAAGGACCCCUAUGAGGUGGGCCACAGCAUGGCCUUCCGAGUGCAUUUAUUCUAUAAGAAUGGGCAGCCUUUCCCCGCACUUCGGCCUGUGGGACUAAGAGUUCACAUCUCUCAUGUCGAGCUAGCAGUGGAAAUUCCAGUGACUCAGGAAGUCCUUCAGGAGCCCAAUUCCAACGUGGUGAAGGUGGCCUUCACUGUGCGCAGGGCUGGGCGUUACGAAAUCACAGUAAAGCUUGGUGGAUUAAAUGUGGCCUAUAGUCCCUACUACAAAAUUUUUCAACCUGGAGUGGUGGUUCCUUCCAAGACCAAAAUUGUGUGCCAUUUUUCUACUCUUGUGUUAACUUGUGGGCAGCCACACACCCUUCAAAUAGUUCCCCGAGAUGAGUAUGACAACCCCACCAACAAUUCCAUGUCCUUGAGAGAUGAGCACAAUUACAGUUUGUCCAUUCAUGAGCUUGGUGCUCAAGAAGAAGAAAGCUCUAAUGUCUCAUUUGAGAAGUCAGUGACCUCCAACAGGCAGACUUGCCAGGUGUUCUUGCGACUCACCCUACAUUCUUGUGGCUGCUUCCAUGCCUGCAUUUCAUACCAAAAUCAGCCAAUCAGUAAUGGUGAAUUUGACAUUAUCGUUCUGAGUGAGAAUGAGAAGAAUAUUGUUGAACGCAAUGUGUCCACUUCAGGGGUGAGCAUUUACUUUGAGGCUUAUCUUUAUAAUGCCACCAACUGUACCAGCACACUUCCAUCCACGCACCUGAGCUCUUCCCAGCGUCGGCCCUCCACUGCCGUUGAAGAGGAAGAUGAAGAUUCCCCCUCUGAGUGCCCCACCCCUGAGAAGGUGAAGAAACCAAAGAAAGUGUACUGCUACGUGUCACCAAAGCAAUUCUCAGUGAAGGAGUUCUACCUGAAAAUCAUUCCCUGGCGCCUUUACACCUUCCGAGUGUGUCCAGGAACAAAAUUUUCGUACCUUGGCCCCGACCCUGUCCAUAAGCUCCUUACACUGGUAGUAGAUGAUGGUAUUCAGCCUCCCGUGGAGCUCAGCUGUAAGGAGAGGAACAUUUUAGCGGCCACUUUUAUCCGCUCCCUCCAUAAGAACAUAGGAGGCUCUGAGACCUUUCAGGACAAGGUGAACUUUUUCCAGCGAGAACUUCGGCAGGUAUAUAUGAAAAGACCACAUUCCAAAGUCACCCUGAAGGUCAGCAGACAUGCCUUGUUAGAAUCGUCUCUGAAAGCCACUCGGAAUUUCUCCAUCUCAGAUUGGAGCAAGAACUUUGAAGUGGUUUUCCAGGAUGAAGAAGCUCUGGACUGGGGAGGGCCUCGCCGGGAAUGGUUUGAGCUAAUCUGCAAGGCACUAUUUGAUACCACCAAUCAGCUCUUCACCCGAUUCAGUGACAACAACCAAGCAUUAGUACAUCCCAACCCUAAUCGCCCUGCUCAUCUGCGGUUGAAGGUUUAUGAGUUUGCAGGGCGGCUAGUGGGCAAGUGUCUCUAUGAGUCAUCUCUAGGAGGAGCCUACAAGCAGUUGGUCCGAGCUCGCUUUACCCGUUCUUUUCUGGCCCAAAUCAUAGGACUACGUGUGCAUUACAAGUACUUUGAAACAGAUGACCCAGAAUUCUACAAAUCUAAAGUUUGUUUCAUCCUCAACAAUGACAUGAGUGAGAUGGAGCUGGUCUUUGCAGAAGAGAAAUAUAACAAAUCAGGUCAACUGGAUAAGGUUGUAGAACUCAUGACAGGUGGAGCUCAAAUCCCAGUCACAAAUGCAAAUAAGAUCUUCUAUUUAAAUUUGCUGGCCCAAUAUCGGCUGGCCAGUCAAGUGAAAGAGGAGGUGGAACAUUUCCUAAAAGGCCUGAAUGAGUUGGUCCCUGAAAACCUUUUGGCUAUUUUUGAUGAGAAUGAACUUGAGUUGCUGAUGUGUGGAACUGGAGACAUCAGUGUCUCUGACUUCAAAGCCCAUGCAGUGGUGGUUGGCGGCUCAUGGCAUUUCAGAGAAAAGGUCAUGAGGUGGUUUUGGACUGUGGUUUCCAGUUUGACUCAGGAGGAGUUGGCUCGGCUGCUUCAGUUCACAACAGGCUCCUCUCAGCUACCACCUGGAGGCUUUGCUGCCCUCUGUCCCUCAUUCCAGAUUAUUGCUGCUCCGACCCAUGGCACACUACCUACUGCACACACGUGUUUUAACCAGCUGUGCCUCCCUACGUAUGAUUCAUAUGAAGAGGUGCACAGGAUGCUGCAGCUGGCCAUCAGCGAGGGCUGUGAGGGCUUUGGCAUGCUCUGAUUGCUCUCCUGCCAUCCAGAGCUCCCGCACUCUCUGGAGCGCAUUACAGACAUCAUAACCUGUGGCCCUAACACAUGUAUCCAUCAGCCAGGAGAUGCUGCAUGCUCCCCUGUGUUUGGAGUAUUUUGUCACCUACAAGCCUUGUCUUUACCUCACCCCCUCCCUGCCCAUCUCCACCACAGGCCAUUUUGUCAUGGUACGUAAUCUGAGUUACCCAUUCAUUCAUGAAGAGACAACCGUGCUGCUAUAGUUUCAUUUGGUUCUUUGAAGAUCUCAAUAGCUGAGGGACAUUACACAAAAGGGCUCAGGUCUAUUGGAAACUUGAUGUGCUGAAAGCCUCAAGUCCACACCUUGAUCCAACUGCCUCUGCUAAUGCUCCUUGGGAGGUACCCUAUUUGGCCCUCACUGCUUGACCUGACAGGUAUGUGAGUCCUCUGUGGGAAAGGUGAUUGCCGCCUUCUUGUCAGGAGCCAGGAGAAGUACAGAUAGGAAGUGGCCACCUGAGCAUGUUCACUUUCAUCCCUCUGCAAAUUAGCAGGCACAGGCCAUGGCACUGGACUACCUCCAAUGGGCACUGAUAGCACAAAAGGAUUUUUUGUGUGGUGUCAGAACUGGAAAAGGAGCUUCACCUGCAAUCAUUUCUGGAAAUGAUCAUUAAUCCAUAAAGAAGAACUCUAAGGUUUUUCUUGAAUUUGAGCCAAGUAAGAAAAGCAGACAGACCUAAGAAUGUAAAAAACAGCUGUGCUGUAGCCUCCAGUGCUGAAUAUGAUUCUCCUUUAGGGUUAUGGGGCAUGCUGAGGCCCAUGGCUGGCCAGAAGAGUACUGAUACUUUUCCCUGAGUUUGUUCUUUACACUGAGCUAUGGCUGGGCCUAGCCAUUUGCCUCCAAGUUAGAAAGUAUGCCAAGAACUGGGAUUCUUCUCUGACAUGAUUUCAGGUUCCCGCCAAACCUAGAUUUCUACUGAAGAAAAUUUUGUAGCAAAAGAUGGGGACAGUAAGGAAAGCAUGCUCAUGAUCCCUCAUUCUCUCUUGCAUGGUGUUCUCUGGCAGCACUGAAGGAAUAGAAAAGGGAUAAGGAAUUUAAGUGCUUUUCACAAGUCCUUUCCCUUAAGGUCAGGACUUUGGGAACAUGCAUAGAGGAGAAAUAUAAGACAGUAAACACCUUGCUGUCCCAGUGACUUCCUUUCACUCCAUCCAGUACCUGGAAGGGAAACUAAGAAAGAAGAAGAUAUAUUUGCUUCACUGUAGAGUAAUAAUUGAAGAGAACCCACAGCCAUCUCAGAAGAGGACGUUCUUUUUCAUUACAGUUUGAAUGAAAACAUUUACAAGGCCCAAAAUCUCACUGACUACCCAAAUUGCUGUUUUUAAGAAGGAUUUGCUCUAAGCUACCAUUCCCAAUGAAGCACUUCAACUCUAAGAAUAUUACAAGCCAUCAUUUAUUGCCAAAAACCAGCAAGUUCACAGAGUCCUGACAUGAGGCAGGACUUGUGGCAAUGCCUUGGCCUCCUGGAAGUAUGUCUGAGCGCUCCCGUUCCCCUGGGCCAGGCGGGGAUCACAAGGAGCAAGCCCUCCUGAUCUGCUACAGUUCCUGCCUGAUCUCACUCCUCCACAGGCAUCAUUUGUCCCUUCUUGGCAUGGGUGCUGUCCUCACUCAUCCUUGGGUCCAGGAUCCAGCAUCAGGGCCUCUAACCCCCUGCAUCCUCCAUGCCACAUGGUCACUGCUCUCCUCAGGGACCAGGACAAGGUGCUGCUGCUUUCCCAAAUGUUUUCCCAUGGGAUAUGUGCCGGCAAGUUUAGUCAUCACCCUGGGAAAGACAGUGUUGUUCCUGGGGCCCAGAUAGGGGUUUCCAGCCUGGGGUACAUGUGCUGGUUCAGCUGCCUUUGACAGUUUUUCCUCUUCUGGAUUCUGCAUUCACCAACUCUAUUCAAAAGGAUCUUUGUUCUUUUUGGCCUUUUUACCUUUCUUUCUAAUCCUGCUUUGGUACUAGCUAAUGUGGGGAAAAGGCACAAUAUGUGGAGAGAAGGGGAAGUGUCUUUUAUUUCUUGGGCAAAUUUUCUAUUUAUGUUUCUUAUUUUGGCCGGUUCUCUUAUUUAUUCCUGUAUGACCCAGGUACUUAGGGGCCAACCAACCUUCCUGGCCUUUCAGUUUCUUUGAAGGAGACCAGGCACCAAGGAAAGAGUCGAUGUGUUUCAGGAACUUUGGCAGAGACCAAUCCCUGCCGCAAAUUCGUCAAGCAGAUGAAAAGGCCAGACAGUUGCAGCCGAUGGUGUAAAUAUUUUGUACAGUAAAUAAACAAAUGUUUAAAA
Choloepus didactylus (southern two-toed sloth) is the source of this 5279-nucleotide messenger RNA. RefSeq names its product apoptosis resistant E3 ubiquitin protein ligase 1 (gene AREL1). Bases 511 to 2973 code for a protein of 820 amino acids. The transcript has 20 exons. The record is from RefSeq and is a predicted model, not a curated record. Gene Ontology annotation, molecular function: ubiquitin-protein transferase activity. Gene Ontology annotation, biological process: protein polyubiquitination; proteasome-mediated ubiquitin-dependent protein catabolic process; negative regulation of apoptotic process. NCBI's taxonomy places the organism in Eukaryota, Metazoa, Chordata, Mammalia, Pilosa, Megalonychidae.